AUGAAAAGCAAAGAAAGAUUAGGAAAUAGAGAGUCUAUUUCUUCAGACAAUAAUGAUCCAGGACCAUCCGGAACUAACUCAUCUUUUACAAUACCUAAGCCUGAUGUUAAUUCAAGUGUUGUCUAUUUAAAUAUUUAUGAUUUAGAUCCUGUUUCAAAAGUUGUUAAUUCUGUUGUAAAAUCUAUUGGAACAGGGGUUUUUCAUGCUGGGGUCGAAGUAUAUGGCUUCGAAUAUUCCUUUGGCUACAUACCAGGUGGCGAAACAGGAGUAAUGAAAACACAACCCAGAUACCAUCCUCAUCAUGUUUAUCGUGAAAGUAUUCCUAUGGGGUAA
Messenger RNA from Plasmodium vinckei vinckei, 333 nucleotides. RefSeq names its product PPPDE peptidase, putative. The transcript is spliced from 4 exons. The coding region runs from base 1 to 333 and encodes 110 amino acids. Gene Ontology annotation, biological process: protein deubiquitination. Gene Ontology annotation, molecular function: deubiquitinase activity. The record is from RefSeq and is a predicted model, not a curated record. NCBI's taxonomy places the organism in Eukaryota, Apicomplexa, Aconoidasida, Haemosporida, Plasmodiidae.